Messenger RNA from Elephantulus edwardii (Cape elephant shrew), 3336 nucleotides. RefSeq names its product protein phosphatase 1, regulatory subunit 3A (gene PPP1R3A). Gene Ontology annotation, biological process: regulation of glycogen biosynthetic process. The transcript has 4 exons. The record is from RefSeq and is a predicted model, not a curated record. Gene Ontology annotation, molecular function: protein phosphatase 1 binding; glycogen binding. The coding region runs from base 1 to 3336 and encodes 1111 amino acids. Gene Ontology annotation, cellular component: protein phosphatase type 1 complex. NCBI's taxonomy places the organism in Eukaryota, Metazoa, Chordata, Mammalia, Macroscelidea, Macroscelididae.
AUGGAGCCUUCUGAAGAACUUAGUCAGAUUAGCAAAGAUAACUUUUUAGAAGUUCCUAAUUUAUCAGACUCCCUUUCUGAAGAUGAAGAAGUUAAAGCGACUUUCAAACCUGGUUUCUCCCCUCAACCUAGCCGACGAGGUUCUGAUUCUUCUGAAGAUAUGUACCUGGACACCCCAUCUUCAGGUACGCGAAGAGUUUCUUUUGCUGAUAACUUUGGAUUCAAUCUUGUGUCUGUUAAAGAGUUUGAUUGCUGGGAACUGCCGACUGCUUCGACCAAUUUUGACUUGACAAAGGACAUUUGCCACACAGAAGAAUAUGUUUUGUCUCCACUCUUUGACUUGCCUUCUUCAAAAGAGGAUGUUAUGCAACAAGUUCAAGAACAGAAAGCGAUACUGGAAUCAACUGAGUAUCCUCCUGAUUCAACAAGUAUGAAGGGAAUUAUCCGAGUUCUGAAUAUUUCUUUUGAGAAGUUAGUAUAUGUAAGAAUGUCCUUAGAUGACUGGCAGACACAUUACGACAUCUUAGCAGAAUAUGUUCCGAAUUCAUGUGAUGGGCAAACUGACCAGUUCUCCUUUAAGAUUUCAUUGGUUCCUCCCUAUCAAAAAGAUGGCAUUAGAGUUGAGUUUUGUAUACGUUAUGAAACUUCAGUGGGUACAUUUUGGUCAAAUAACAAUGGCAUAAAUUAUACAUUAGUUUGUCAAAAGAAAAAACAAGAACUGGAACUUGUAAAACCACAGGAAGAAGUGCCCAGUAGACAAAUAAAAGGCUGCUUAAAGGUAAAAUCAAGCAAAGAAGAAUCAACAGCAGCAUCCCAAGGGGAUAACUUUGAGAAUUUAAAGGUUACAGAUGCCUACAUCCCAACAAUUGUUUGUUCUCUGGAGGACAAGGAAGACUUGGAAACCAAGAAUCAAAAUGUGAAAGACGCACACAGGGAACAUGAUGAACAUAAUGAAAAGGAAUUAGAGUUGAUGAUAAAUGAACGCUUAAUGCGAACUAGAAGUACUUCUUCCAGAGAAGAAAAAGAUAUAUUUUCAACAGACCAAGACACUUUUCCAAAUAAAACUGAAGAUGUAGAGAAGAAGAAAAUUCCGGGUGAAAUCCAUUCUGACUUUUGCAAAAGACCUUUGUCUCCAAGUUCAUCAGCAGAAAGUACCUUCAAAGAAGAGUUUUACCACAUUGAAAACCAUUCCUCAGGAAACAAGUACAGUUAUCGGCCCUCGAAGGAAAUGACUUCAGGUAUGGGGAAGAUCAAAACUUCAUUGCGGGAUGCAAGUGGUGAUGAAUUAGUGCAAUUACAUAUCAGCAGCAAAGAAGAGCUGGAUGAUAACGCUAAUCCAGCCCAAGCGAGGGGUAGAGUGCAGAUAUCUUGUUCCUUCUCAGAUCAAGUUGUGGCAGACAGUCUUAAAGAAAAACAUAAAGGAGAACCCAAGAUAACGGAAACCAAAGACUGGGAAUAUUUGAGGAGAGAUUUCCAUUUGGAUGAAUCUGCAUAUCUGGAAGAAUCAACAGGAAACAGAUCUUCCAAGAGAGAUUACGGCAGUGAGGAAGAUGAGGAUGAGCAAAGAAUACAGCUAUACAUUCACGAAAAAGGAAGCAACAAUUUUCAGCCAAUCUUUGAUGAUCAAGAAAAGAAGAAAAGUCCCUCUGAAGUAAGUGUGAGAGGGAUAGGCGCUCAUAGUAGAGACCAAACUGCUCUUCUGGACAAAGACACACUGAUUCCCAGUUUGGAAGUAACAGCAGAUAGGUUUCAUUUACCUAGGACAUAUUUACGUCAGGAAGAUGUAUUAACAGCCCCACAGCAUGAAUUCACAACCAGUGAAGGAGUCACUUUUGAAGGGAGGCCAAGAAAUGAAAAUGCUCUGAGAAAUGAUUACCCUUUCCAAGUUGAGAAAGAAAAAUCAGAUCAGCUUGAUCCUGAAGAUCAGAAUAAGAAAGUACAGCACAGACACAACUGGAAUGUUCUGGAAAGUCAGGGGAAAGCAAGCGGGUGUAAGACAAAUACAACAGAGCACAUCAAAGAACAAGCAGACUGGGAAGACAUGUGGGGGAAAAGAGAUAACACAAGGAGUGUGAAAGGUACUCCUACAGAACAGUUGUUUACCUGCCAAGAAACAGUGCACUGUGCACUGUCUUCUCUAGCUGAUCAUGGUGUUACCGCAAAAGCAGAAGCGGGUACAGCUUGUAUAAUUAAGACAACAUCAGAGAGUACUCUAGAAAGCAUGUCUGCUAGAGAAAAAGCAAUAAUUGCCAAGCUACCUCAAGAGACAGCACGAAGUGACAGGCCCAUCGAGGAAAAGGAAACAGCGUUUGAUCCCCAUGAAGGGAGAAAUGAUGAUUCACAUUAUCCCCUUUGUCAACGGGACACAGUAGGUGUAAUCUAUGACAACGAUUUUGAAAAGGAAUCCCAGUUAGGUGUUUGUGAUGUACGGGGAGAUGAAAUGGAGAGGGAAGAAGCCAGGCCUAUGUACAAUUGUAGGAGAAUACACGGCAGAGAGAAAAGUGGCAUUGGAAAGAAUAGGUCUGCAGAUGAAUCCUUACAGGUCAUUACUGGAAACCAUAAUACAGCUUCAAAACAGGGUUUACAUUUGGAAAUGUUGCCAAAAGGUGGAAAAAUAUUUUCAGAAAAUAGAGAUCAUGGGCAAGUCCAAGAUUUAUCGAUGAGAACAGACUUUGAUGUCCUUGCUCCUGCUGCUUUUAAUUCAGACACUAGCAGAGAUUCUCAGAAUGUGUCUCCUGCAUCCAAUGACCACACUAAAACUUCAGUGCCAUCUUACGAACCAGCAACUCAUGUAAAGAACACAAAUGCUACUGUGACUGUACAGUCUAAUUCUAUGAGAUCAAAAUAUAACAGUCAUACAACAGCUGAAACCCUGGGUAAUGAGAAGCACUAUCAUCCUGAAGACAUUUCCCCAAGUUCAAGAAUAGUGACUUCUAGUAGAUGUUUAGGAAAGAUUUUCCAAAAAGGAGAAUGCAGUUUAGAGAAAUCUCUAGGGCCAAUGAUUUUAAUCAGUGAGCCCUCUGAGCAUAAGGAAGAGGCAAGGCGUGGAAAUGAAGGGUUACUAAAUUACGGACAAGCAGUAUGCCCUUCAAGUGCCAAGGAAUGUGAUAACUCCGCCUCUGCCAGUUUCCUGGCCCAAGAAAGUCAAGCUCAAAGCAGUGAGUCUCUGCUUUCAAAGUACAUCAAUUCGAAAAUACCUUAUUUCCUGUUGUUUCUGAUAUUUCUUAUAACCAUCUACCACUAUGACUUCAUGAUUGGCUUAGCAUUCUACCUUUUCUCAUUGUACUGGCUAUCCUGGAAACGGGAGAGACAAAGGGAGUCUGUCAAAAAAGAGUAA